CAUCCACACAUCCACACAUCCACACAUCCACACAUCCACACAUCCACACAUCCACACAUCCACCCACAACCCAACAAUUCUGGGGACAGAUGGAUGAUACUUGAAUGAAAACGUCACAGAUCGGUACAUCUGUCUGCAACAAAGGAACCACAGCCACCGUCAAGCAGUUGGUGCAUCAGCUACCCAAUUACCAAGCAUCAAAUUCCGAGUAUCCAGGAUAUCGUACGGAUUUACCUGGACCCUACCGGCUAGACUCAACUCUACUUGCAUCACCUUCCCUUCCAUCUCAAAAGGUUGAGCGGGCAGAGGAAGAAAAGAGAGACGAUACAGUCAAUCGGCUGAAGAAAAGCUGA
Molecule: messenger RNA, 353 nt
Organism: Botrytis deweyae
Lineage: Eukaryota; Fungi; Ascomycota; Leotiomycetes; Helotiales; Sclerotiniaceae
Exons: 2
Coding region: 105-353 (82 amino acids)
Source: RefSeq, a predicted model, not a curated record